Molecule: messenger RNA, 2016 nt
Organism: Encephalitozoon cuniculi GB-M1
Lineage: Eukaryota; Fungi; Microsporidia; Unikaryonidae
Exons: 1
Coding region: 1-2016 (671 amino acids)
Biological process (GO): protein O-linked glycosylation via mannose
Cellular component (GO): membrane
Molecular function (GO): dolichyl-phosphate-mannose-protein mannosyltransferase activity
Source: RefSeq, marked provisional
AUGAUGAGGAAGACAAAAUACCUCGAGAUCUCCACAACUCUCCUGAUAUUCAUGCUGAGUAUAGUCAUAAAAACCUACAAAAUAGAAAACGGAGACUUUGUUAUUUGGGAUGAAGCCCACUUUGGAAAGUUUUCCGAAAAGUAUUUGUCCAGAAAGUUCUAUUUCGAUGUCCAUCCUCCCUUGGGGAAGAUACUGACCUCACUUGGGGGGUAUCUCUUCAACCAGCCACUGGACUUUGAAUUCAAAUCCGGCGAGAAAUUUCCUCCAGGGUUUGAUUAUUCUGGGAUGCGAAGAUUUCAUUCUAUUAUAGCAUCCUUUACACCCGUCUUCGGAUAUCUUAUGCUUAAGGAGAUGAGGUACUCGUACAGGCGUAGGCUGCUUCUGUCCAUGGUGUUUCUAUUUGAAAAUGGAUUUACAUCCAUUGGAAGGCUGAUACUUCUGGACUCACACCUUUUGACAUUUACGGCUGCAGUAGCGUAUUUUAUGACCAGAGUGUAUUUUAGGUCCAGAAAGACGAUACAUCUUCCUUCUGUGUUUCUCUUAGGCCUGACUUUAGGGUGUGUGCUGAGCAUUAAGUGGAUAGGAUUUCUUACUAUGGGGUUGGUUGGAAUAUUUACAGUUUACCAGCUGUGGUGCAAUGCCAUCUCGAAAGAAAGCAUUCUUGUGCUUGUGAAACUAUUCUUCAUGAAAGCGUUCUUUCUGAUCGGCAUCCCAGCAUCUCUGUAUGUUCUCCUAUUCUAUGUUCACUUCGAGAUAGUCAACAGAAGUGGGAGCGACGAUGGGCAUAUGAGCUCACUUUUCCAGGCAAGUCUUAAAGGCAGCAGCAUUGGCAACAACAGGAAAUAUCCUCUGUUCGGUACAAAGAUAACAAUCAAGUCUGCUAAGACCGGGGGAGGAUAUCUCCACUCUCACAACCACAAGUAUCCAGACGGCGGAAACAACCAGGUGACGAUUUACCAUCACAAGGAUGAAAACAAUGAGUGGCUGUUCCAGAAGGUGACUGACGACUUAGAGGAUGCCGAGUUUAUAGAAUCUGGAGAUACGGUAGUUCUAUUGCACAUGGAGACAAGGAAGUAUUUAGACAUUCCGGGCACCCAUUCUCUCAUCUCGAGGGGACUGAGGGCAGAGUCUUCAGGAAACCAUCUUUCCGAAACAAAUCUGUUUAAGAUUGAAGUAGUGGACGACGCUUUAGAGAAAGAGAGCAGGAUAAAAACCCUUACCACCAGAUUCAGACUGCUAAACAUUAAGCACAACUGCUAUCUUGGACCCUCUUCUAGAAAAUAUCCCUCAUGGGGGUUUGAGCAGGGGGAGGUCAUCUGCACCACAAAAAAGGACGAAGCUACUCUCUGGAAUGUCGAAGAAAACAAUUCUGAUAAGCUAAGCAAGGAAAGGAAUCCUGUGUACAGAGAGAUCGCAAGAUAUCCAUUUAUCAGGAAGUUUGUGGAGCAUAACAAGGCCAUGUUUAUUACAAACGCCUCUUUUGUCCAGGACGAGGAUCUGGAGCCGGAGAGAAUUGUUUCAAGGCCGUAUGAAUGGCUUAUUCUCAGAAGGGGACUAAGAAUGACUUCAUGGGACGGGCGGACCGAGAAGUUCUACAUGUUUGGAAACCCGCUCAUAUGGUAUUCGUCAGGGGUCUGUGUGAUUCUUUCUCCGGUGAUUCUUCUCUCCAGAAUCAUUAGGCAGAGGCGGAGGGGAAAGCCCUUGGCAUUUCUGAGGGGUGAGGGCUACAUAGUCUUCUUAUCCUGUUGUGGAUGGCUCCUCCAUUAUAUCCCCUUCUUCUUUGUUAAGAGAGUAUUGUACUUCCACCAUUACUAUCCUGCCCUCUUUUUUGCACUGUUUUCUCUGUGCUAUGUUAUGAAGUUUGUACGACUCAGGCUUGUGGCUGUGUUUGUAUCCGCUGCAAUCACAUCCUUUUUUCUCUACUCCAGGCUAACAUAUGGAUUUGCAGAGGAAACCGAAUUUCUUAGAAGAAUUAGCAUAAUCCCCACCUGGGACUUUAUAGAGAAGGAACAAUAA